AUGCCUGCUAUUUCAUUUACACGGAUAACACGUUCAACAGACACUUUACUUCCAAAAUUAAUUCAAUUACUUCGAACUUCUUUUGGGGAUAAUCUCGUUAGAGGUACUUCUCAACUUAAACAAGUUAUUGACACACAACCAAAUCAUUAUUUUAUUUCAGUAAACUAUAAUGGAAAAAUUGUAGGAGUUGUUGUUUAUUGGUAUUUGAUGAAACAGUUUCAUUUUAUAGAGCAUAUUGCAAUCUCUCCAGAGUUCAGAGGUGAAAAGAUAGGACAACAAGUAAUUGAACAUUUAUUCAAAACAAUUGGUGGUUUGUGGAUUCUUGAAGUUGAACCAACUGAAGAUGAAGUUCAUCAUCGGUUAAGAAAAUGGUAUUAUCGCAAUGGAUUUUCAAUUAUAGAUAAAAAUUAUAAACAACCAUCAUACUCAUUUGGAGGACAAUCAAUCCCCCUAUGGAUUAUGGCAACACAACCCCUUUCAAACAAGGUUUUGUCAACCUUUAUUUCUGUACUCAAACAUAAUGUAUAUGAAGCUCAUUAUAGCUUGAACCGUUUCUAG
Molecule: messenger RNA, 558 nt
Organism: Entamoeba dispar SAW760
Lineage: Eukaryota; Evosea; Mastigamoebida; Endamoebidae
Exons: 1
Coding region: 1-558 (185 amino acids)
Molecular function (GO): acyltransferase activity, transferring groups other than amino-acyl groups
Source: RefSeq, a predicted model, not a curated record